CCAAAAAAAAAAAAAAAAAAUUUUUAAUAUGUUGUACAUACACAAAAAACGCGAUAAAUAUACGUUUUGGUAAAUUUUAGUUAGCAAACUAGUGAAUUUUGUAUAAUGAAGUAAUUAAAAAUAAAAAAAUCAAGAUGUCGCUGGAAAUACCUUUAAUGAGCACCGACGAGGUGAUUGACCUGGAUCCAGAACAAUUACCUUCCGGCGAUGAAGUGCUCAGUAUUUUACAACAAGAACGCUCACAACUCAAUGUUUGGAUUAAUGUUGCACUCGCAUAUUACAAACAAAAGAAAAUCGAUGACUUCCUCAAGAUCCUGGAAGCAUCACGUACAGAUGCCAACAUUGACUAUCGGGAUUUCGAAAGAGAUCAGAUGCGGGCUCUCGACAUGUUGGCCGCAUACUAUGUGCAAGAAGCUAACAAAGAGAAGUCAAAAGAUAAAAAAAAAGAACUAUUUACAAAGGCAACAUUAUUGUACACUAUGGCGGAUAAAAUUAUUAUGUAUGAUCAGAACCAUCUUCUUGGUAGAGCAUAUUUCUGCUUAUUGGAAGGUGACAAAAUGGAACAGGCUGAUGCUCAGUUCAACUUUGUCCUAAAUCAAUCCCCAAAUAAUGUGCCUUCAUUGCUCGGUAAAGCUUGCAUAGCUUUCAAUCGUAAAGAUUACAGAGGGGCACUUGCUUUUUAUAAGAAAGCACUUAGAACAAAUCCAGACAGCCCAGCCGCUUUGAGACUGGGUAUGGGACAUUGUUUUAUGAAGCUGAAUAAUCAGGAGAAAGCCAGGAUGGCCUUUGAAAGAGCUUUACAAUUAGAUCCACAAUGUGUAGGUGCUUUAGUGGGACUUUCCAUUUUAAAAUUAAAUCUGCAGGAGAGUGAAUCAAACAAAAUAGCAGUUAUUAUGUUGUCUAAAGCCUAUGCUAUUGACCCAAAAAAUCCUAUGGUUCUAAAUCAUUUGGCCAAUCAUUUUUUUUUCAAAAAGGACUACAACAAAGUGCAGCAUUUAGCUUUACAUGCCUUUCACAAUACUGAAAACGAAGCCAUGAGAGCUGAGAGCUGCCACCACUUGGCGAGAGCCUUCCACGCGCAAGGAGACUGCGAUAAGGCCUUCCAGUAUUAUUAUCAAGCCACACAGUUUGCGCCACCUAAUUUUGUACUUCCCCAUUAUGGACUAGGACAAAUGUAUAUUUACAGGGGGGACACGGAAAAUGCAGCACAAUGCUUUGAAAAAAUACUCAAAGCUCAGCCUGGUAACUACGAGACAAUGAAGAUAUUGGGCUCGUUGUACGCCAAUUCGCCAUCGCAAUCAAAACGUGACAUCGCUCGGCAACACUUGAAGAAGGUCACGGAACAGUUUCCAGACGACGUGGAAGCUUGGAUAGAGUUGGCUCAAAUAUUGGAGCAAAAUGAUUUACAGGGUUCCCUAAACGCUUACAGUACUGCUAUGAAAAUUUUAAAGGAGAAAGUAAACGCUGACAUACCAGCCGAAAUAUUAAAUAAUGUUGCAGCCCUACAUUACAGAUUAGGAAAUUUGAAUGAAGCGAAAAAAUAUCUUGAAGAAGCUCUUGAAAGAGAGAAAUCUGAUGCAGAGGCAUUAGACGCACAAUAUUACAAUUCAAUAGCAGUGACGACAAUGUACAACCUGGCGAGGUUGAACGAAGCUUUAUGCAUGUACAACAAAGCUGAGAAACUUUAUAAAGACAUACUGAAGGAGCAUCCAAACUAUAUUGAUUGUUAUUUAAGGUUAGGAUGUAUGGCUCGCGAUAAAGGUCAGAUAUAUGAAGCUUCAGAUUGGUUCAAAGAAGCUCUGAAAGUGAACACAGAACAUCCUGACACAUGGUCGUUGUUGGGAAAUCUCCAUUUGGCUCAACAAGAGUGGGGUCCUGGACAAAAGAAGUUUGAAAGGAUUUUACAGAACUCUUCAACUUCCAACGAUGCUUAUUCUCUCAUUGCUCUUGGAAACGUGUGGCUUCAAACCCUUCAUCAGCCAUGUCGUGAGAAGGACAGGGAAAAAAGACAUCAAGAACGCGCCCUAACGAUGUACAAGCAAGUUUUGAAAACCGAUCCGAAGAACAUCUGGGCUGCAAACGGAAUCGGUUGUGUGUUGGCUCAUAAGGGCUGUAUAAACGAAGCACGCGACAUAUUCGCACAGGUGCGCGAAGCGACGGCGGACUUUCCCGACGUAUGGAUGAAUAUUGCACAUAUUUACGUUGAACAAAAACAGUACAUUAACGCCAUACAGAUGUACGAGAACUGCAUCCGCAAGUUCCGCAUGCAGCACGACGUGGAGUGGCUGACGUGGGUGGCGCGCGCGCAGGGGCUGGCGGGGCGGGCGCGGUGCGCGCGGGGGGCGCUGCUGCGGGCGCGCCGCGUGGCGCCGCACGACCCCGCGCUGCAGUACAACACGGCGCUCACGCUGCGCCGCCGCGCCGCCGCCGUGCUCAAGGACGACCGCGCCGACCUCGCGCUCGUGCUGCGCGCCGUGCACGAGCUGCAGGUCUCGCACAGAUACUUCGAGCGGCUAUCAUCUGAGGGCGCGGCAGAGGGCGGCGCGGGCGCGGCGGGGGGCGGCCCGUGGGGCGGGGCGGCGGUGGAGGCGCGCACGUGCGCGGACCUACUGUCGCAGGCGCAGUGGCACGUCGCACGUGCGCGCAGACAACACCACGAGGAGCUGUCGCUGCGGGACAAGCAACGGGAACAGCGAGAGGCUUUCCGCAGGCAACAGGAAGAGGAGCGGCGGAUUCGCGAAGAACAACAACAGAAGAGCACCGUCGAGAUGCUCCAGAAGCGACAGGAGUACAAGGAGAAGACGAAAAACGCGCUGCUGUUCACCGAGAUGCCGGAGAGCAAGCCCCGGGGCGGGGGGAGGGGGAGGAGGAGAGACGAGUACAUAUCGGACUCGCCUGGAAGUGGGAGCGAUCGUCCGCCUGAAGAAAAACGCGAGGCCAAACAGAAGAAGCGUAAACGCGAAGGCGGCGAAGGGAAGAAAGGCAAGUCUAGGAAGCGCAGGGAGCAGCGCGGCUCCGGCAGCGACAGCGACCCGCCCAGGAAGAAGGGCAGGAAACGGGGUGAAAAGGGCAUCGGUCGCCGGGAACGCGCCAAAGCGAAAGCUGCGGAAGAGAAGCUCAGUGCGAAGCAACGCGCAAAGAUCGUUUCCAAGGAGACCAUAUCCACCUCGGAAUCCGACUCGGAUAAUUCGAGAAAGUCGCGUAGCCGCAGUCGAAGUCGCAGCAAGAGCGGCAGCGGGAGUCCGCCCGCCGCCAAGGGAAGGAAGAGGAUCAUGUCGGCCUCCGAUAGCGACAGAUCCAGAUCAAAGUCGAAGAGUCGUUCCAAGUCUAAGUCUCGCAGCCGCUCUCGGUCCGGCUCCGGGAAGAGCCGCUCCAGAUCCAAGAGCCGAUCCAAGUCUAAAUCUCGUUCCAGGUCAAAGAGCAGAUCUCGUUCGAAAAGCCGUUCGAGGUCGAAGAGUGCCUCCAGGUCGAAGAGUCGAUCCAGAUCCAAGAGUCGCUCCAGAUCCAAGAGUCGAUCCAGAUCUAAGAGUCGAUCCAGAUCCAAGAGUCGAUCCAGAUCCAGGAGUCGCUCCAGAUCUAAGAGUCGUUCUAGGUCUAAGAGUCCCUCUAGAUCACGAUCCAGGUCAAAGAGCAAAUCUCGAUCCCGUUCUCGUUCGAAGAGCGGUUCCCGGAGCGGAUCCGGGUCACGAGCGUCGCGCUCGCGGUCUCGCUCCGGGUCAAGGUCGCGAUCCGGGUCAAGGAACUCGAGACCCGACACGCCCGUCUCAAGGAAGUCCGUAUCGGCUAGCGAUGACGAAAAUUAGUUUACUUUGUAAAUAUACGUUGACCAUAUUGACAACACUUUUGAACGUCACUUCUUGGAUGGUAUGGCAACCCCAAGGGAAAUCUUAUCUAAUAAUAUCCAGCAGUAAAA
Molecule: messenger RNA, 3913 nt
Organism: Bombyx mandarina (wild silkworm)
Lineage: Eukaryota; Metazoa; Arthropoda; Insecta; Lepidoptera; Bombycidae
Gene: Ctr9
Product: RNA polymerase-associated protein Ctr9
Biological process (GO): transcription elongation by RNA polymerase II; regulation of DNA-templated transcription
Cellular component (GO): Cdc73/Paf1 complex
Molecular function (GO): RNA polymerase II complex binding
Source: RefSeq, a predicted model, not a curated record